Molecule: messenger RNA, 1707 nt
Organism: Paramecium pentaurelia
Lineage: Eukaryota; Ciliophora; Oligohymenophorea; Peniculida; Parameciidae
Source: the annotation of a GenBank genome assembly
AUGUAAGCAGGUAAAGUAUAUCCAAUUCCAAAUAACCUUAAAAACCAAAAUAAAGAGUUAGAAAAAUAUGAUUAUAUGUAGUGUGUGGGAUCAAAUUUUGAAUUUACUUUAUUAGUAUCAAUGCUUGAUUGUUUUUUAGCUAAUGAAAACAUAAAUAAGAUUUAAAUGUUGGUAACACCAUAGAGAACUUAUACAUAUUCCUCACAACAAAUCGUUUAAAAAAUAUAAAAUUUCAUUAUAAAGGAGAGAAACUUAUUAACAUUCUAUCAAUCAGUGUAAAAUAGUGAUCCUUAAUUUAAAAAAGCAAAUUAAUUCCUUGAUGAAUUUUGCAAUAAUUAUGAAUAACCUUAGAGUUAAUAAUUAAAACAGAAAAUCAUUAUUUUAACCAAAAUAUUUUAAGUUUCAUUUUAUAUUUUUGGGCAGUUGAUAAGGAAAGUUGAAAAUAGUAAUACGUGGAUUUUAAUUUAUUAAAAUUAGAAACAGCUAUAUUAUUAUGUUAAAUAGUUUUAUGAAGAUUUCAAACCAAAAAUACAUACAAUACAUUUCUAAAAAUUGAAAUAAUCAGAUGUUUUAUAUGAAAAUUAUCAGACCUCAUAGAAUAAUAAUAUUGAUUACAAAAAUUCCACAUAUUAAAUAGUUAAAAAGAGAGUAAUUGAGGAAUCUAAAGAUGAUGAAAGAUAGAUUACAGAAUCAUAAUAAGAUUUAUCUAAAAGGACAUUUUAAAAAUAGAUUUUUGGAGAUUAAAUUGAAAAUCAAUAAUAUAAAGAUGAUCCGAAAAAUUCAAUUUAAUUUUGUAUGAAUUGCUAUGAUAGACCAUAAACUCCACUUUUUAUUAAUAAAAAUUGCGGUCAUUCAUUUUGUGCAAAAUGUAUAGAAAAUAUAACAAAUCUUGAAAAGUGCUACUUUUAAUGUUUAAAAUAAAAUUGUACAUAAUUAAUAGAUUCAAUAUCUGCAUUUUAUUACUGUCAAAAUAUUUCUACAUUUAGAAAAGAAAAGAUAAUAUAAUUAGAAUUUAAAAAAUGUAAUGGUUGUGGUAUUACUAAUAUUUUAAAAAGCAAAUAAUUUCAAAAUGAUUGCUAACAUACAUUUUGUAUAGAUUGCUCUAUAAUAUUUACAAAAUAAAGUUGUUAAGAUAAAAUUCCAUGUUCAUACUUUGGGUGUCCUUAUAACAUAAAUUAUCAAAAUUUGAAUAAAUAUCUAAAAUAAUAAUAAAUUAAGUUUGAGUGUUCUAAAUGCUAAUUAGAAAUAUAUAGAGAAAAUUUGUAUUUAAAUGAAACAUGUGCUCAUUAUUUAUGUAUCCCUUGUUUAGAUGAAUUGAUAUUGAAAAACAAGAAUAAUAACACUAUCUAAUAUUUGUGUCCAGUUCAUGAAUGCGAUAAAGUGUUAAAUCAACCUAAAUUUUCUUAAUUUUUGUGUGAAAACUAAUCUAAACUACUAAAUAAUUCAUCAAAUAUCUAAUUUUAAUUAUAAGAAUAAUAAGAUAUUUAUUAAGUUAAUUAAAUCUAACCCACAUUUCAAAUUAAGAAAUACUAUAAUGAUGAUAAAAAUAUGGGUAUUAUGAUGAAUUAUUAAGAAGAGAAAUAAAUUUAGAAUUAAAAUUAAUGUUCUUUGUGCUUUAAAGAUUUUUCUUCUAAUCAACAACUUAAGAAAUUAGAUUGUCUAAUUCAUUAAAUAGGAGAUUGUUGUUUUUCAAAGUAUUAACAAUGA